AUGGCCUCCAUUAAUAAACACCUUCAUCUCCGGAUCGCAAUUCUUCUUCUUCUCCUUCUAGUUGCUCUGUUUUCCCCGAUCGAAUCCCACUCCGCCCCUGUCUCAGACCUGUGCGAAUCCGUGUGCCAGAAGAGCACCAACUACGCGUCGUGCAUCAAAACCAUAGCAGCCGACCCGCAGCUGGCGAAGGCCGGGGACGUCAAAACCCUAGCCACGCUCGCAAUGGAGAAGGCGAAGAAGCAGUCGGCGACGCUGACCAAGAUGUUCGACGAGAUGGAGAAGAAGAACGGUGGCGGCGAACCGAAAUUUCAGGAGGCGCUGAAGCUCUGCUCGAAGGAUUUCAAGGACGCCAAUUUCUUCUUCAACCCUCAAGGGAUGGGCCCCAUAUUCAAGAGCGAGGACAUCCACUCGGCGCUAGACUAUUACCAGAAUUGCAAGAGGUUGUUGAAGCGGAAUGGGGAUUUCGACAAGGUGGGGCCCGAGCUGAGGAAGUGGAGGCAUUUUUACACCAUCGCCAGCGGGGCGAUUCUGAAGGCGGAGGCUGAUGCUCGUGGCAAAUCGGGUGAUCUCCUUGCCGGCGGCGGCGGUGGCGGCAGCGUCGCUGGCGGUGGAAGUGCCGGUGCCCCCAGUAGCGUCGCCAGCGGUGGCGGCAGCGUCGACAGUGGAAGUGCCAGUGCCCCCAGCAGCGGCGGCGCCACCGGCAGCGCCGGCAGUAGCAGCAGCACCGGCGGCACCGCUGGCGGCAGCGCCCCCAUGGGCAGCAUUAGCAGCAUGAUUGACCCCAGCGUCAGGAGCUUCUUCGACAGCUCCAGCGGCGGAGGCGGCAGCAUUGACGCCGGUAGUGGCAGUGGCAGCGGCGGUGCCAGUGGCAGCGGCGGUGCCAGUAGCAGCGGCAGCGGCGGUGCCAGUAGCAACAGUGGCAGUGGCGGUGCAAGCAGCGGCGGCAACAGUGCCGGCACCGGUGGCGGUAUCGGGCUUCCUCCUUUAGAUUUGCCGUAA
Linum tenue is the source of this 999-nucleotide messenger RNA. NCBI's taxonomy places the organism in Eukaryota, Viridiplantae, Streptophyta, Magnoliopsida, Malpighiales, Linaceae. The record is from the annotation of a GenBank genome assembly.